Molecule: messenger RNA, 2435 nt
Organism: Exophiala oligosperma
Lineage: Eukaryota; Fungi; Ascomycota; Eurotiomycetes; Chaetothyriales; Herpotrichiellaceae
Exons: 3
Coding region: 748-2367 (539 amino acids)
Biological process (GO): nitrate transmembrane transport; nitrite transport
Cellular component (GO): membrane
Molecular function (GO): nitrite transmembrane transporter activity; nitrate transmembrane transporter activity
Source: RefSeq, a predicted model, not a curated record
CAAGACCGUGUCGUUCCUGAAGCAGUAAUGCCUAUUAAGGUCAACGAGAUCACCUGGUGAUAAUUAUGCAGACUCUAAAUACGGCGUAGGGUCUGAAUGGGCCCAAGACUCUCAUCGAGCAGAGAUAAAGAACAAAAGCAAUAUCCUGGCUAUGGGAUCAUUCUUGUACCAACGACUUCCGAGGACGCAGAUUGAACAGACACGACAUUUGGUAUUUGUCCAAGUAUUCUUGUUCGAACACAAUAUCGCUGUGCAAACGUUUCGCCUCGGAACUCACAGAAGAUCAACUGGGUCUUGCUGAAGACCACCAGGACCCAUAUUUUGCACCGUUAUCAGCAACACCCUGGCACCAGUCAAAUGGUGGCUCGUGUUUGAUUGUUGUUGAUUCGUCCGUUGGACUUCGAUCUCUGGAAGCAGAUCUGCCGCGGAUUUGCUGGUCUAAUUGUACGUCCAUACUCACAACGAGCCCAAGUUGGGCUAUGCCCCCCGGAGAAAGCACACAAACAUCGUAUCAGUCCCAAGCCUGUGGUCAGCCACGCCGAGGGUACGUGGACAAAGCGAGUGCUUACUCGUUGUCGGUCUACAUAUAUGUACCCGCUUCUCAACCUACCUUUCAUCAAUAGUUGAUAUUCAUCGUCCAUUCGACAUCUUCCAGAAAGAGGACAACAUCGACCUACAGUCCCGAAACCUCAUCUUCGAGUGUCCAUUCCAGCAUACUGACACUCGGUGAUUCGGUAUCCUUUCAUCAUGCGCCUCGCCACACUAUUUCAGGCACCGGAGGUCAACCCUAUCACCCACAAGGCACGAUCCAUUCCACUUUUCAACGUCAUCAACCUAUAUGGUCGGGUUUUCUUCUUUUCAUGGUUCGGUUUCUUUGUCGCUUUCUGGAGUUGGUAUGCGUUCCCACCGUUGUUGCACGAUACCAUUCAAAAGGACCUCCACCUGACCAAGACCGACGUGUCCAAUUCGAACAUCAUCGCCCUUUGCGCCACACUCUUGGUGCGCCUCAUUGCCGGACCUUGCUGUGAUAGAUACGGCCCACGAUACACAUUUGCCGGAUGUCUCCUGAUCGGCGCCAUCCCUACCUUCCUCUCAGGGACCGCAUAUAACAAGGGCCAACUCUUCGCGCUACGAUUCUUCAUCGGUAUCCUCGGUGGUAGCUUCGUGCCAUGCCAAGUAUGGUCGACGGGCUUCUUUGACAAGAACGUCGUAGGCACGGCCAACGCCAUUGCCGCUGGCUGGGGCAAUGCCGGCGGCGGCGUUACAUAUUUCUUGAUGCCAUCCAUCUAUGACUCCCUGCUCGAUCGAGGGUUGACUCCUCACACAGCGUGGCGAGUCGCCUUUGUCGUCCCGGGUAUCGUCAUCGUCUUCACGGCUCUGUGCAUCCUCUUCCUCUGUCAAGACACCCCGGAUGGCAAAUGGAGUGAGCGGCACGAUGUCGCUCGAGCCAACCUCGCGGCUCACGGCGUCCAGACCACACUGCUCGUCGACGCCCCCAGAGCCGGCAUCAUGGACAGGCCCACCUACUACCCUUCUCCAGACGGCGCUUCCUCACCGCAGCCGUCCGUGCUCGAGACCGGAACAGGUGAGAAAAAGCUGCAAUUCGACGACGACGCCACGGGUGAACGACAACGCAAGCCAGAGUCCCAGCAGUUCGCGGACCACGAGGCCCAGAUGACGGAACAGCAAAUGCCCGACACCGCGCGGGGCGAGGUCGUUGUCCAGCCCACACCCAAGGAAAUCGUGACCGUCAUGUUCUCCCCCCAGACGUUGGUGCUGGCGUUUUGUUACUUUUGCAGCUUCGGCGGAGAGUUGGCCAUCAACAGUAUCUUGGGCAACUAUUAUCAAAAGAAUUUCAAAUCUCUGGGUCAGACGACCUCGGGAAGGUGGGCAGCAAUGUUUGGUCUGUUGAACAUCGUGUUCCGACCUUUGGGCGGUGUCAUCGCGGACUUGCUGUUCCGGAAGACCUGCUCAGGCCACGGGCAACGAAGCGUCUGGGUCAAAAAGGUCUGGAUCCACCUGCUCGGGAUCGUCACGGGUGUCUUUUUGAUCGUCAUCGGUGUUUUGGACCCCCACGACCAGAGCACAAUGUUCGGGUUGAUGGCCGGUAUGGCUUUUUUUCUGGAAGGUGGCAACGGGGCCAACUUCGCCUUGGUCCCUCACGUCAUCCCUUCCGCCAACGGGGUGGUGAGUGGUAUGACCGGGGCCAUGGGCAAUUUUGGAGGAGUGAUUUUCGCCAUCAUCUUCAGGUAUCAUCCCAACAGUUACGCGAAAUCUUUUUGGAUCAUCGGGGUGAUUACGAUAGCCUUGAACGUGGCAUUGUGUUGGAUCCCACCGGUUGCAAAAAAACAAAUCGGUGGGAGAUGAACGGUAUUACUAUUUUGUUAUUAUUUGCAUAGACGGGACGAGAAUCAGAACUAGAAUGAGAACUAGUA